AUGGCGUCGCGCGUCGCGCGCCGCAGCCUGCACAACUUGAGCAGCUACCGGCUCCCAUCAACCAUCGAAGAGAAGCUCUGCACGCCGGCGCUGAUCAUCUACGCCGAGCACGUGCGCUGGAACAUCGCGCGCGUCGUCGCGGCCUGCGGGUCGCCGACGCGCUGGCAGCCCCACAUCAAGACCGUCAAGUCGAGCUGGGCGCUCGACGCGCUCUGCGACGCCGGCGUGCGCCACUUCAAGUGCGCCACGAGCCGCGAGGCCGAGCUCCUCGGGUCGACGCUCGCCGCGCGCGACGGCGCCUUCGAGGUUUUGGUCGCGUUCCCGCACACGGGCCCGACGCUCGCGCGGCUGGGCCGGACGGCCGCGCGCUACGCGGCGAACGUCGCCUGGUCCGUGCUCGUCGAGGACGCGGCGGGCGCCGAGGGCGCGGUGGACGCGGGUCUGGGCGUCUACGUGGACGUGAACUGCGGCAUGGAUCGCACGGGGACCUCGCUCGACGGCGCCGGCGACGUGCUCGCGCGAGUACGCGCCGUGGCGGGAACCGACCUCGCGGGCAUCCACAUGUACGACGGCCACGCGGCGUCGCUCGGCGACACGGCGGACGCGCGGAACGCGGCGCUCUUCCCGCUCUACGACGACCUAUUGGCCCUCGACGGCGCGCUCGACCUCGUCACCGCGGGCACGCCCGCGCUGCUGCCGAGCCUCGCGCACGCGGGGCUCCGGGACUCGGGGCGGCACCGCGUCUCCGCGGGCACCGUCGUCCUCUCGGACACGCGCGCGGAGGCCCAGUGCCCCCUGGGGCUGCGACCGGCGGCGGUCGUCGCGUCGCGCGUCGUCAGCACGCCGCUCCCGCGCCGGUUCACGCUCGACGCCGGCGUCAAGGCCCUCGCCGCGGACGCGGGCCACCCCAUGUGCGCCGUGCUCGGACACGAGGGCUUCGAGCCGCUCAUCCCGUCCGAGGAGCACCUGCCCGUCGCCGUGCGCGAGCCGUCGGACCGGCCGACCAAGGGCGACGUCUUCUACCUCGUCCCCAAGCACGUCUGCCCGACGGUGAACCUGGCCGAGUCCGCGCUCCUCGUCGAGGAGGACGGCGCCUUCUCCGAGCUGCCCAUCGAGGCGCGCGCGCACCCGCUCUUCCUCGACGAGGGGCCCGUCGAGCGCGCGGCCCGCGUCGCCGCGUAA
Aureococcus anophagefferens is the source of this 1182-nucleotide messenger RNA. RefSeq lists its product as hypothetical. Lineage: Eukaryota; Pelagophyceae; Pelagomonadales; Pelagomonadaceae. Gene Ontology annotation, biological process: D-serine catabolic process. Bases 1 to 1182 code for a protein of 393 amino acids. Gene Ontology annotation, molecular function: D-serine ammonia-lyase activity. The record is from RefSeq and is a predicted model, not a curated record. The transcript has a single exon.